This is a messenger RNA of Vespa velutina, 3929 nucleotides long. Its product is annotated as sodium/potassium-transporting ATPase subunit beta-2. Gene Ontology annotation, cellular component: sodium:potassium-exchanging ATPase complex. The record is from RefSeq and is a predicted model, not a curated record. Lineage: Eukaryota; Metazoa; Arthropoda; Insecta; Hymenoptera; Vespidae. The coding region runs from base 602 to 1549 and encodes 315 amino acids. Gene Ontology annotation, molecular function: ATPase activator activity. Gene Ontology annotation, biological process: intracellular sodium ion homeostasis; sodium ion export across plasma membrane; intracellular potassium ion homeostasis. The transcript has 5 exons.
GGAAAGUAAGAUAAAAGAAAAUAGACUAAUCAAGAAAACAAAAUGAAAUCGAAAGAGAAAUAUUAAUGACUGAUAUAAAAAAAUAUUUGUCGUAAUAAAAAAGAUCAAUCCAGCUGAUCUUAGCCAAGUGUCCUCGUAUAGAAACUAAGAGGAAUGAAGAGAGAAAAAGACAGAGACAGAGAGAGAGAGAGAGAGAGAGAGAGGAGAGAGGAGAAAGAUUCCCCUCAAUCGUUUAGCGUCCGUCUGCGCAUGCUGAAUUGAAACGCGUUCCAGGAUUAGAGGAAGGGGGCGCCUUGAAAAGCUCCGAGGCAACUCCGUUCCGAACCGCUCAAUAUUCAUCCCUUGGUGGCUGGACGAGAACGCUACUACUACUUCUUCUUCUUCUGCUGCUAUUGCUGCUACUGCUGCUGCCGCUUCUGCUUCGACCCUACUCGAAUCGACCGUUCCUCCCUUAGCGUUCUCUUUGCUUGCCGUAAUAUUUCGGACACAGAAAGAGACGCAGGAGGAACUGGGAUAGCAGUUUAAGACAGAAGAAGUGAGAGAAAGAAAAAGAGGAAAGAAUAAGGAAGACUUUCAAUAAUUCAUCUUUUGAUUUAACGAAAUGGAAGGAAAGAAAGUCGAACAGUAUUACAGUCCACCGCCAAAGCUCGGUAAAUGGGAAGGCUUCAGGGUCUUUCUAUGGAAUUCGGAAACCGGACAAUUUCUUGGACGUACCGGUGCUAGUUGGGCCAAGAUCCUUUUAUUCUACGUCCUUUUCUAUGCGGUACUCUGUGGUUUCUUCGCCGCCAUGUUGGCCGUCUUCUACCAGACGUUAGAUCCAAAAGCACCAAAAUGGCAAUUGAACAGUUCGUUGAUCGGUACCAAUCCAGGAUUAGGUUUCAGGCCGAUGCCACCUGAGAGUAACGUUGAAAGUACUCUGAUCUGGUACAAAGCUAGCGACGAAGGUAACUUUCUUCAUUGGACCAAAGAAUUGGAUGCAUUUCUCGAAGAAUACCAAAAGAGUGGAACGUCUGGUGGUGAUGCUGAACAAAGGGUCCGCUGUGAUUAUGGAAGACCUGCGCCAGCUGGUAAAGUUUGCGACGUUGAUAUGAGCCAAUGGGGACAAUGCACGAAGGAGAAAAAAUAUGGUUUCAACAAAUCGGCACCUUGCAUCUUCCUCAAAUUGAACAAGAUCUUUGGAUGGAUGCCAGAUUUUUAUAACGACACUAAAACUCUUCCAACCGGUAUGCCGACUGACCUUCAAAAUCAUAUUAAAAAGGAAGAAAAUGGUCAAAGAUUAGACACCGUUUGGGUAUCUUGUGCCGGAGAAAAUAGUGCUGAUAUUGAAAAUAUGGGUCCUAUUCAAUAUAUACCACGUCGUGGUUUCCCUGGAUAUUAUUUCCCAUUCACAAAUACACCGGGUUAUCUAAGUCCGCUCGUUGCUGUCUUCUUUGAAAAGCCUAAAUACGGUGUAUUAAUCAACAUCGAGUGCAAGGCCUGGGCGCACAAUAUAAUACACGACAGAUUUGAAAGGCGCGGAUCUGUACAUUUCGAAUUGAUGGUGGAUUAAAUCUCUAUUGGUUAUGGCCUCUAAGAAGACUAUUACCAACAGCGUCCAACAGUGAGAGAGAGAGAGAGAGAGAGAGAGAGAGAGAGAGAGAGAGAGAAAGAGAGAGAAUACAAAAGAAAAAAAUGGAGAGAGAGAGAAAGAGAGAGAGAGAGAGUGAGAAAGCGAGAGAGAACGAGAUAAAAAGCGAAAAAGUGAGAGAAGGAGAGAUAAAAAGAGAGAGAAAAUAGAAUAAGUGUUUACUUUUAAAAUCGAUUUCAUCGGCCCGUUUUACAAUACUAAACACGCAUCCUCGUUUCCUAUAUAUUUUAUUGUUUUAGAUAUUCUAAACGAGCCUAUUCCUACAUACCACCGUCCACAAUACUAAUGCCCCGUUUCUCCUCGUUACACUGUCAUUGUGCCAUAUAUUCGUUGUUUAUCUCUCACCGCCUAAUUAAUUAUCACCGCCACCAUCUUCUAUUUAUCUCACCAUCGUGUUCACGAAGGAUUCUAUUUCUUAAUAAUUCCAUCCUCUCUGUUAUACGUGUGGAUCUCUAUCGGAGAACGUUUCUUUACGAUAAAAGUGAUCAAAGAAACGUCGCGAAAGAGGAUAAACGUUAUCAGAGAAUCCAUCAUCGCUCUAAAAACUGGAAUGCACAAAGAAAAAAGUAAGAGAGAUUAAAACAAAAAAAAAAAAAAAUACGAAGAAAAGGACAGAAAAAGAAACAAAAAAAAACCAUAAAAGUAUCCAAAAGAAAGAAAAAAAGGAUAAAAGAUCUUGCAGCGUUAUUCCUUUAUUAUUAAAAAAAGAAAAGAAAAGGAAAAAAAAAAGAGUAAACAAAAAAUCGACGAAGGGGUGUCUCCCUUUUUAUGUAUUGAAGAGAAACAAAUGUUUUAUCUUAUUAUUAUUAUUACUAUUAUUAUUAUUAUUAUUAUUAUUAUUAUUAUUAUUGUUAUUAUUAUUAUUAUUAUUUUUUAUUUGAUUUGUGAAAAAUUUGGAUCAGUUCUUUUUUUCGUGAAUCAACACGUACAAAGGUAGACCUCGCGUUUGAUAAUUCACACGUUAAUGGCCAAACACAAUUCGACACUGUCUCAUUUGCCAUCUCUAUCUUAUUGCAACAAAAACGUAAGAAAAAGAUAAACAAAAAAAAACAGAAAAAAGAAAAGCUCCGACGAUCUGCUCCGUUUUUAAAGCUUGCGAAUCGAAUCGAAUUGAUAUGAAUAUAUAUAUAUAUAUAUACAUGUACAUACAUACAUAUACAUAUAUAUAUAUAUAUAUAUAUAUAUAUAUAUAUAUAUGUAUGUGUGUGUGUGUGUGUAUGAUAAUGCGGCUGCUACCUGUUGAGAUAUUAGAGAGACAUUAUUUAUAUCGAGCGAAGAUGUCCUGAAAAGUUGUGUCUCUCCGCGUGUUAAAAAAAUAUUUAUAAAUAUUAUCUAUACAUACACAUAAACAUACAUAUAUGUAUAUAAAUAUAUAUGUUCUUUGUUAUAUCGCGUUAAUUGUAUAGUUGUUAUCAAUCUGGCACUACUCUUUUAUCAUGCUAUAUAUAUAUAUAUAUAUAUAUAUAUAUAUAUAUAUAUAUGUAUAUAUAUAUAUAUAUAUAUACACAUAUGUAUCAAAGGAUAGUUUAUCAGAGAGCCAAAUGACAGUGAGAACGAAAGAAAUAUAAAAAAAAAAAAAAUAAUAAUAAUAAUAAUAAAGAAAGAAAGUAAACUGACACUUUCGAGCAUAACAAUUUUUUUUCUCGUGGAUCUAACUUGAAUGAAACAAAGAAAGAAAGAAAGAAAGAAAGAAAGAAAGAAAAUUCUCUUCUCUUUUUCAUCAUUCAAAAUAUCACGCGUGCGUUCAAGAAAUAAUACAACAAUAAUAUAUUAGAGGAAUAGCGAUGUGAUCUGAUAAUAUACGGAGUACAUUAACAUUCACUUGAGAUUAUAUUGCGUAUCACGUAAAAAAAAAAAAAAAAAAAAAAAAAAAAAAAAAAAGAAAAAAAAAAAAAAAGAAAAAAAACGAAAAAAAAAGAGGAAAAGAAAAAAAGAAAAAAAAGAAAAUAACCUAUCUAUAUUGUUAGAAUCUCUAUGCAAAUGAUAAUAUAAAAGAAAAAGAAAAAUAGGAAAAAGAAAAAAAAUGAAAAAAUCUUAGGGAUCGACGUGAAUCGUAGAAAAAAUUCGUAUUAAUAAAUUAAUAUCCGCUUGAGAGAGAGAGAGAGUGAGAGAGAGAGAGAGAGAGAGAGAGAGAGAGAGAGAGAGAGAGAGAGAGAAAGGAUGUCUUCGUUCGUUCCCCAACAUCCAAAGACCGAAUACACGAAGAUCAAUGAAAGAAGAAAGAAAAAGAUUAAUGAAAAAAAGGAAAAAAGAAAAAAAAAAAAAAGAAAAAAGAAAAAAAAAAUAAUAAAAUGAAAUAGUA